This is a messenger RNA of Paramecium primaurelia, 1222 nucleotides long. The record is from the annotation of a GenBank genome assembly. Lineage: Eukaryota; Ciliophora; Oligohymenophorea; Peniculida; Parameciidae.
AUGUAAUAGGAAACAUAAAUCAAGAAAAUCACUUUCAAAUUUCUUAAUGUAAAUAGGAUAUAUAUAUAUUAGCAAUUGAAACUUAUGAUCAAGCCAUCUUAAAAAAUUGUAUAGAUUACUCAUGCAUUAGUAACAUUAUUAAGUGGAACAAUAGCAUCAAUUCAAGGAAAUUAAAUAAAGUCAGAUUGGUAAUCAAUAAAAUAUUGUUUACGAAAUACUAAUGAGAUCCUAGAAAUUAUUAAUGAUUAAUAAACAUUUUAAAAAAGAGUACGUUUUGAAAAUUUAGAGAAAUCAAUCCAGAUUUUAUAAUAAAUUCAAUAAUAAAAAGAAGAUGAUUAAUAAAGUGAUUAUGAGACAUUUGAAUUAAUACAGAAUACUUUGAAUUAACUUUUAGCUAUUGCAAAGCCUUUGUUUAAAAAUCUAUUAUUAUGUAAAAGAAGUAAUUCAAGAAAUAGAUCAUUAAGUUAAUAAGGCUUAUAAAAAACUAAUAAACUUCAAUCAUCUUAAAAAUCAUUUUGCAAUAAGACUAAUAUCUCUUAAUCAUAAUUAAAUCAGAGUCAUAGCAAAGUUAAUAGACCAAAAAGUCAGUAAUCAAAUUUAAGUAAUAGUCGUUCAUCAUCAAAUUCAAAGGACUAUUAGAAACGAGUUAUAGAGGCUUAAAUUAAAAAAGUAUAUUGUAAAUUAAAUAUAGUAAUCAAGAUUGGAUAGAAUUUUAAAACUUUAGACUAAUAAACCAUAAGCAAAUUCCUAAAUAAAACAAAUGAUUGAAGGCACAUAAUCUCUUAAUAGAUCUUAUAGAUCAAAUAGUAAGGAAUCUUUAAUGAGAUAGGAAAUUGAGAAAAAUAAAUAAAUCAUUAAAAAAUUGAAAUAAUAAGAAAAUGCAAUUAAAUGGGAAAUUGAAAGAGAGAGUAAAAGAAUAAGAGAAAAUGAAAUUGUGAAUUAAAUUCAAGAUGAAAUUAAUAGAUAUAAAGAAAGUUGGUAAAAAGAUUAAGAAAUCAAACAAGAAAGAAGAAAAAGUAAUUAAAAAAAAAAUAGUUUGAAUCAAUAAAAUAAUUCAAUAAAUGGAAUAUAAAGAAACAAUUCUUUUAAUUAUGAUGAAAAUAAAGGAAAUAAUUUGGAAAAGGAUCUUUUAUUAUCUGAAAAAUUAAAAAGUGAAAAGGAAUAAUCAUUAAAUAAAAUAUUAAAAACAAUAAAUAAUUCUAAAUAGAAGUAGUUGAAAUGA